UUCUUUCUUCUUCUUGUCUAGAAACUUCACGGAUAAAACUACCAAAAUGAAGGACCAAAUGGAACUUUUUCACAAAAUUAAUCUGCAAAAAUACGCAGGUUUAGAAGUCAAUGAUUUGUAUGUGAUUUACAAGAAACUGCAGAUGCAGCUGGAGCUCAUCCAGGUGCAGGAAGACUACAUCAAAGAGGAGCACCGCAACUUGAAGAAGGAGUUUGUACACGCCCAGGAGGAGGUGAAGCGUAUUAAAGCGGUUCCCCUGGUCAUAGGCCAGUUUCUGGAGCCCAUUGAUCAAAACAAUGCCAUCAUAGCCUCUACCACUGGCUCCAACUACUACGUCCGUGUCCUGUCCACCAUUGACAGGGAGAUGCUCAAGCAGUCGGCAUCGGUGGCCCUGCACAAGCAGAGCAACUGUUUGGUUGAUUUGGUGCCGCCAGAGGCAGACAGCACCAUAUCCAUGCUAUCUGCGGAUGAGAAGCCCGAUGUGAACUACUCGGACAUUGGCGGUCUCGACAUGCAGAAACAGGAGAUUCGCGAGGCGGUUGAGCUGCCACUCACCCAUGCUCAGCUUUAUAAGCAAAUUGGCAUUGAACCUCCUCGUGGCGUUUUGCUUUACGGUCCGCCGGGAUGCGGCAAGACUAUGCUGGCCAAGGCUGUGGCCCACCACACAACCGCCAGCUUUAUACGUGUUGUUGGCUCGGAGUUUGUGCAGAAAUACUUGGGCGAGGGGCCGCGUAUGGUGCGUGACCUAUUCCGCCUGGCAAAGCAGAAUUCGCCGUCAGUUAUCUUUAUUGAUGAAAUCGAUGCCAUAGCCACGAAGCGCUUUGACGCCCAAACUGGCGCAGAUCGCGAGGUUCAGCGCAUUUUGCUGGAGCUGCUCAACCAAAUGGACGGGUUCGAUGAAACAUCCAACAUCAAGGUGAUUAUGGCCACCAAUCGCGCUGACACUCUGGAUCCGGCUCUGCUCCGACCGGGACGCAUGGACCGUAAAAUUGAGUUUCCCUUGCCGGAUCGUCGCCAGAAGCGUUUGGUCUUCACGACCAUAACCGCAAAAAUGAAUCUGGGGGAGGACGUUGAAUUGGAGGACAUGAUAGCACGUCCCGACAAGAUAUCCAAUGCCGACAUUAAUGCCAUUUGCCAGGAGGCGGGCAUGCAUGCCGUUCGUGAGAAUCGCUACGUCGUCAAUGCAAAGGAUUUUGAGAAAGGCUACAAAGCCAGCGUGCGCAAGGAUGAGGCCCAGCAUGAGUUCUACAAUUAAAAAACAAACGUAUUAAUAUUAAAUAUAAAUAUAUA
Molecule: messenger RNA, 1290 nt
Organism: Drosophila subobscura
Lineage: Eukaryota; Metazoa; Arthropoda; Insecta; Diptera; Drosophilidae
Gene: Rpt3R
Product: 26S proteasome regulatory subunit 6B
Exons: 2
Coding region: 47-1255 (402 amino acids)
Biological process (GO): proteasome-mediated ubiquitin-dependent protein catabolic process
Cellular component (GO): proteasome regulatory particle, base subcomplex
Molecular function (GO): ATP binding; proteasome-activating activity; ATP hydrolysis activity
Source: RefSeq, a predicted model, not a curated record